This is a messenger RNA of Zea mays, 450 nucleotides long. RefSeq names its product (S)-coclaurine N-methyltransferase. The record is from RefSeq and is a predicted model, not a curated record. The transcript has 4 exons. The coding region runs from base 19 to 450 and encodes 143 amino acids. NCBI's taxonomy places the organism in Eukaryota, Viridiplantae, Streptophyta, Magnoliopsida, Poales, Poaceae.
UUGAUUUCCCUUGUGGUAAUGCUUUGUUAUGCCACAUUGCCAUUUCAAUUCUGUUUCAGGGAAAAUGAGCUGUCAAAUAUUGAGAUAAUCGUAGCCGACAUCAGCAAGUUUGAGAUGGAACGCUCUUUUGACAGGAUCGUAUCUAUAGAGAUGUUUGAGCACAUGAAAAACUACAAGUCGCUUCUUAAGAAGAUAUCCAGGUGGGUGAAAGAGGAUGGCCUACUAUUCGUUCACCUCUUCUGCCACAAAGCAUUUCCAUAUCACUUUGAGGAUAAAAACGAUGAUGACUGGAUCACGAGGUACUUCUUCACUGGAGGAACAAUGCCAUCUGCAAACCUACUUCUAUACUUUCAGGAGGAUGUAUCUGUGGUAUAUCAUUGGCUUGUUAGUGGCAUGCAUUAUGCUAGAACUAGGUAUAUCCUUCCAAACUUCAAACUAUCCUCGCCCUAA